Molecule: messenger RNA, 1311 nt
Organism: Aspergillus chevalieri
Lineage: Eukaryota; Fungi; Ascomycota; Eurotiomycetes; Eurotiales; Aspergillaceae
Exons: 2
Coding region: 1-1311 (436 amino acids)
Source: RefSeq, a predicted model, not a curated record
AUGGACAGCAUCGUAAACGAUAACAGCAACGGCAACGGCACGGAGGGCCUGGUAGACGCCCGUUCGGGCAUGCUACGUCUCCAAACAGAGCUGACAGACAAAAUCGAGCCUCAAGAUACCCAAGACCUCUCCCAUCUCUGCCUGACCCUCGAAAAUGGCCAUGUGCAAGCUGGAACGUUGCGAGAGGAGAUUGAGCAGCGCUAUGGAUCUAUAGGUCUGGAGGUUCUGGCGGCUGCUGAGAACCCUAGUCAGCACUACUUUAGUCGAAAAGGAUUUGUGAUCACAUACCGCCAUGAACACAUCGAAUGCCUCUAUGGCUCAAUGACCACAGCGAACCUCGUCACCCUCAAGGCCGCUUUGAGCUGGCUAGUCAUGCACAGAAGGACAUCCGUUGCCAACCAGAUGAGCGUAUCAUGGGGAGCAUGGGAGAAGGACAUAUUUGUUCUCUUGCCCUUGGUUCCCGUGGACUGGCCGCAGAGCUGUUGGUGGAAGAUGCUUGAUUCAGGAAUUGUGACUUCCCUUAUUGAACUUGAUGACUAUGACGACUGUCCCAACGAUGAUGAUCACGACGAUGUCGACAUUUCUGAAAUUUAUGACCAUCUGAGGGCUUUGAUACCGCAGCGGCCACUUCUCAGAACCACAUCUGAUGUGAUGUCCCUGCUUGCUGGGGUGACUUGUCCGGUUCAGGUAGGGCAGGGGUAUAUUCUGUGUGGUCCUUAUUCGGCUAUGAUUCCUAUUACAAGACAAGACAAUGGGUCUAUUUUGUGGCAUUAUGAGAGGAAAGAAGCCCAGAGCCCUGAGUUGCGCGUCGAUGAUUUGGAAAGUCUUAAGAGCGAAUGGUAUCAGACGUUUGAUUUGGACUUUCUCAUAAACGCACCAGCGCACAUAGGCUGGAGUAGAGAAGAUGAGCUACUUCUGGGUACCGAUCAACAUACCCACAAGACGGCGUGGUCACGCAGAGCAAGAAGAUCCCCGCCAAUCCAGAUCACAAUUCAGCUCUCCUACCAUGGAAUAUUUCCAUUAGAUCCUCCAAAGAAUUACCUUCGCAUGGUCAACAACAGCAAGCGCCACCCAUGGAUUCUCUACGACAUAUCAACCAAGCGCGCCUGGCUCGUCCCGGAGGUCUGCCUCCUGCCGUACAUGGUCUGGCUAUACAGCCGAGAAUUCGAUAGCGGCAAGAAUGGCCCCGUAGCUGCCCCGUCCCCCAAUCCAGAGAACGCUUGUCGCAUUCUGACCGAAAGCAAAGAUAAUCUUGUCUGGGGGGUUACAGUGAAACGCCUGGUCACUUCGCGGCCAGUUUGUCGCAGCUAG